Nyctereutes procyonoides (raccoon dog) is the source of this 1464-nucleotide messenger RNA. RefSeq names its product chitinase acidic (gene CHIA). The coding region runs from base 1 to 1464 and encodes 487 amino acids. Gene Ontology annotation, cellular component: extracellular region. The transcript is spliced from 11 exons. The record is from RefSeq and is a predicted model, not a curated record. Gene Ontology annotation, molecular function: chitinase activity; chitin binding. Gene Ontology annotation, biological process: chitin catabolic process; carbohydrate metabolic process. NCBI's taxonomy places the organism in Eukaryota, Metazoa, Chordata, Mammalia, Carnivora, Canidae.
AUGGCAAAGCUUAUUCUCCUGACAGGUCUGGCUCUUCUGCUGAAUACUCAGCUAGGUUCUGCUUACCAGUUGACAUGCUACUUCACUAACUGGGCGCAGUACCGGCCAGGCCUGGGGAGCUUCAAGCCUGAUGACAUUGACCCUUGCCUAUGUACUCACUUGAUCUACGCCUUUGCUGGGAUGAAGAACAAUGAGAUCACCACCAUCGAAUGGGAUGAUGUGACUUUCUACCAAGCCUUCAAUGGCCUGAAAAACAAGAACAGCCAGCUGAAAACUCUCCUGGCCAUUGGAGGCUGGAACUUUGGAACUGCUCCCUUCACUGCCAUGGUUUCCUCUCCUGAGAACCGCCAGACUUUCAUUGCUUCAGUCAUCAAAUUCCUGCGCCAGUACGAGUUUGAUGGGCUGGACUUUGACUGGGAGUACCCUGGCUCUCGUGGGAGCCCUCCUCAGGACAAGCAUCUCUUCACUGUCCUGGUGCAGGAAAUGCGUGAAGCUUUUGAGCAGGAGGCCCAGCAGAUCAACAAGCCCAGGCUAAUGGUCACUGCAGCAGUCGCUGCUGGUAUCUCCAACAUCCAGUCUGGAUAUGACAUCCCCCAGCUGUCCCAGUACCUGGACUACAUCCAUGUCAUGACCUAUGACUUCCAUGCCUCCUGGGAGGGCUACACUGGAGAGAACAGCCCCUUAUACAAAUACCCUUCUGACACUGGCAGCAAUGCCUACCUCAAUGUGGAUUAUGUCAUGAACUACUGGAUGGACAAUGGGGCCCCAGCUGAGAAGCUCAUCGUUGGAUUCCCUGCCUAUGGCCACACCUUCAUCCUGAGUGACCCGUCCAACACUGGCAUUAACGCCCCCACCUCUGGCGCUGGUCCUGCUGGGCCCUACACCAGGCAGGCUGGGUUCUGGGCCUACUAUGAGAUCUGUACCUUCCUGAAAAAUGGAGCCACUCAGGCAUGGGAUGCUCCUCAGGAUGUGCCCUACGCCUAUCAGGGCAAUGAGUGGGUUGGCUAUGAUGAUGUCAAGAGCUUCGGAAUUAAGGCUCAGUGGCUUAAGGAGAACAAUUUUGGAGGUGCCAUGGUCUGGGCCAUUGACCUGGAUGACUUCACAGGCACUUUCUGCAACCAGGGCAAGUUCCCCCUGGUCAACACCCUGAAGAAAGCCCUUGGGCUACAGAGUGCAAGUUGCACCGCCCCUGCUCAGCCUGUGGAACCCAUACCUUCUCCUCCCAGGAGUGGAAGUGGGAGUGGGAGCAGCAGCUCUGGAAGCAGCUCUGGAAGCAGCUCUGGAAGCAGCUCUGGAAGCAGCUCUGGAGGCAGUGGAUUCUGUGCUGGAAAAGCCAAUGGCCUCUAUCCUGUAGCAAAUAACAGAAAUGCCUUCUGGCAUUGCCUGAAUGGAGUCACAUACCAGCAAAACUGCCAGGCUGGGCUUGUCUUUGACACCAGUUGUGAUUGCUGCAAUUGGGCAUAA